UUCAAUGUGGACUCCUUCCAAGGCAGGUGGUUCCUUAACAUGCUGGAAGGAUCUGGCCGACGUUUGACGCAGGAAACGAAGAGGACCAUACAAUCAUCUCUCUAGUCCGUUCCCAGGGCGUGGGGUUUUUAAAGAACGCGCGCAGGACGAACAUUAUGCUGACACGAUGCAAGAUGAGCAUGAUCAUUUGCACGAACCGUGAUUUCGUGACGAAGGGUGCAGCAGCACGCACGCUAGUCGGGAAGCUUGCUGCUACCAUGUGCCCUGAGUCCUGGCCGGACAGUCAUAAUAUCAUCAACGGCAUCUUCAAGUGAUUUGGACUGUUUACAUUACGUUUCUUGGAAAGUGUGUUUGAGUUCCCGCACGACUCUACCUUCCUCAACAACACGAUCACCGAUGUCCUCCACCUUAAUCGCUUCACAGUCAAGAGAUACUGCAGUAAGCUUGAGGCUUUCGUCAAGGUCGUUCCUGAGGCGAAGUCUUACUACACUCUUGAGACUGCUCGAGGGUGUCAAGACCAAGGAGAAGAGUUUACUCAAGAUGCGCAAGGUCAGCUUCCAGUACCCCAUGCAACCCGUCCAGCAACUUUACGACAUUAAUCUCCAAGAACGUAUCGCACUCAUGGAGCAGGAGAAGACGAAGGAGAAAUGUCCACGUAUAUCUUCCAUUAAUCGAUGUCGAAUAAUUGUUUGAGACUUAGCGAAAUCCACGUGCACUGCUUUGACAAGGCAAACAGAUUCGUACUCCCCCCCGCAAGAUGAACACUAUGAUCAGGCAAUUUUAUACAGCAAGACUUACAACCCCCUCUGGACCGCUGAGGAG
This is a messenger RNA of Suillus clintonianus, 822 nucleotides long. RefSeq lists its product as uncharacterized. Bases 397 to 693 code for a protein of 98 amino acids. The transcript has a single exon. NCBI's taxonomy places the organism in Eukaryota, Fungi, Basidiomycota, Agaricomycetes, Boletales, Suillaceae. The record is from RefSeq and is a predicted model, not a curated record.